CUGACAGGUUGGGUGUUUGAGAACUGAAAGAAAACCUGGCAGUGGAAGCCGACUGGGAGCCUUAACCAGCUUGUAUAAGGGAGUGAGCGCACUGAAGCAGCAGCAGCACACAGCAUUUGCAUCUGUGUGCAGAGGAACGCGGAUCUACCGUACAGUACAUCUGACAGCAUGAGAGCCCUGAUCCUGUUUGUGUGCCUGGCAGUGGGCUGCCUGGCUCAGGAACCACAACCAUGCAGAUCCCCAGCACUGCUGACGGGACAACUCUCUGUGUCCUCUCCGCAGAAGAAGCUGAUGGCCUUUGCCAAGUACAGCUACGACGCACUGGGGGAGCGCAUCCGCAUCAGAGAGAUUGGACAUUAUGGCAAAAAGACCUUCCACCAUGAUGUACUUCUACACUACAGACAGCGUGUCAUGUACAAGAUAAACUACAGGAACCACACAUGUUGCAAGAAGAGACUGUGUGUAGACUUCCACCCGCUGGCGAUCCCAAGGAACUCAACCCUGCUGGCACAGGUGGUGUUAGGCAGCUCCUCUGGACCGGGGGAAGGAGUCCUGGUCAACACCUGGUUGGGAGAGCUACACAUGAAGAAAGAACCCAGCAAACUACAUGAGCACUGUCACAGAGUUUGGAUGUGUCCCUGUCAGCACUGUGUUUCACAGCAACAGAACUGGAUGGGUGGUGACCAGCUUCUUCAACAAUGUCAUCGGCCUAACGGACCCUCAACAGCUCCUCACUCCAGCUAUGUGUAAGCACGCCCAGCUGGAGGAAGAGGACGGUGAGGAACCAGAGAGCUUCUUCAGCUUGUUUUAGAAUAGAAUCAUUUCACAAAUGUAGUGCACUGUGGGGAUGGCUGCUGUACAGUAUAGGACUCUUUGCACUGUGUUUGUUUAGUGGCAGUCAUUUGUGUAGUAAUUCUACAAUUCUACAAUUGGGGCUUUAUGACUGUCUUUUUUGUGCGUGCGUGCGUGCAUGCGUGUGUGUAAUCUUUUACAAAUACUGGUGAAGUGAGAAGUGAUCUGUAUGAUACAGGGUAGAUGUCAAUUUUUUCUGCUUUUGAGGUUUUUUUGUCAAAUAAUAUCUUCUAAUUUAGAUCCUGUCUCCUUAUAUUCACAUAUAACUAGUACAGUUAUUGUAAAGAAAAAAGAAUACUUGUGUU
This is a messenger RNA of Etheostoma cragini (Arkansas darter), 1157 nucleotides long. RefSeq names its product ependymin-like. Gene Ontology annotation, cellular component: extracellular region; lysosome. The transcript has 6 exons. Gene Ontology annotation, biological process: cell-matrix adhesion. The record is from RefSeq and is a predicted model, not a curated record. NCBI's taxonomy places the organism in Eukaryota, Metazoa, Chordata, Actinopteri, Perciformes, Percidae. Gene Ontology annotation, molecular function: calcium ion binding. Bases 169 to 750 code for a protein of 193 amino acids.